Messenger RNA from Cadophora gregata, 3659 nucleotides. RefSeq lists its product as uncharacterized. The transcript is spliced from 5 exons. The coding region runs from base 683 to 2662 and encodes 659 amino acids. Lineage: Eukaryota; Fungi; Ascomycota; Leotiomycetes; Helotiales; Ploettnerulaceae. The record is from RefSeq and is a predicted model, not a curated record.
GGGAUUAAUAAGCUUUGCCCAUGCAAAUCGAUGCAUCGUGUCCAAUUGCAUUGCAUUGCAUGGCAGAGCUUGAGUGGAGGUGGAGGACUAGGACUAACAGAAAGGCUGUUUGAUCAGAUAAAACUGAAGCAGAAGUUGAACUUAGAUUGCUGGGCUGAUAGAUUCAGACAGGCUUCAUCCAGUCAUUCUCCAAACUCACGAGGUGAAGAAAGAAACCUGUUAAUUUCCAUACCGGUUCUUUGCUCCAACACUCGAAUCUUGAUACCCGAUUGACCCUGCAGCGCAUCUUAUCUCGCACGCCGCUUCAGCGAUUGCUCAUCACAACAGCACUGUCAGCAAAGCCCAGCGCACGCUGCAGGCACUGGCUUCCAACCUUAAAGCAGCGGAUGACGUACAAAUCUGGCCCUGCAAAAUAACGAGCGCGACCCGCCCAUUAUCCGCAGGGAAGAGAUAGCUGGACCAGAGAACAGAGCAAGCAAGAGAGCAGAUCUCGACGGCAAAAACAAUACAAACAACACAGCGCCCGGCACUCACUCAUACUUAGUCUUUCAUUCUGUCCCUUUGCCUUACGUGGGCUGCAGAAUAUCUGCACAACACUCAUCACAUCCGCCAGCAGUAACAAAGCGGAAUUCCACAAACCAGAGAUACCCACCCACCUACAUCAACAGCCAGGUCCGCAGGCAUGGCCGAACACAACGACACCCCCAAUCCCAUUAAUCCUAAUAACCUCCUCGUCCCGGAAUCGUCGCCCUACUUCCAAGAUGCCGUCACGGGGAGGCAGCGGUCGAAUUCUACGCGCUCGCAGAGAUCACAGCGAUCCGGCAUUCUACAAACACCUCUAGCAGAACUCGAAGCCCCGAAUACGCCAGAGAGAGAAAGGGACUAUACGCGCAGACCCAGCAUUCGCAUCAGACGGCUCUCAAAUGCCCCACCAGCGACACCAGGCACACAGGCCAGCGAACAUGGCGGAGAAAGCUCGUCGUCGUCGCCGUCUGCGUUGGGGUCGGGUUCAGCGAGGAGGAAUCGCAGCGCAAGUGAUCCGCAGAGGGGAAUUGGAGGUGUUCCCAGACUGUUUGGAACGAGAGAUAGUUAUAUGCCAGAAGUUCAGGAGGAGAAUGUUUCGCCGACGACGGGGAGGGCAACUGAGCAGUUCCCGCCGAUUAUGGAACAGGUUGAUCGGACGGAUCAUGCUCCGUCACAGCCAGAGCCGGACCGAGCAGCAACACCAACACCAGAACCGACUUCGAGAUGGAGGACGUUGAGGAGGGCGAGGACGAAUAUUGGGACGGAUAAGGAGAAGGGGAAGGAAAUACAGACUGAGGGGCAGAAGGAGAGCGAGUACGAGGAGGAUCUGGUGGAUUUGUUGGAUCUUGUUGACCCCGAAAUAUCAACCCUCCAAACCCUCACCAACGUCCAGAACUCCCUCUUUGUUCCUGAUCUUGGUAAAUACCUCAAUCGACGGCCAACAUACAACCUAACGAAACGGCCUACACAAGUUCCCGAGAGCAGUACAUCAGGAAGUGACGAUGACACAGCACCAGACGUACCUCCGAAAGACGACGAACGACCACCAGCCCAGCGUGUGAAUACAGGGGCAACGCUAAACACCAUCUCGUCGCAUGUUAAUGUUAGAUACUAUGCCGUCUUACCGCAUGGAGUGCGGAUACCUAAUUGGAGUGAGGAGGAGAAAUUGGAACUUAAUGAUCAUGUCCGGCACAUGCUACAUUCUCGAAGGUCGAAAUUCAAGAGGAGUAUGAAGGGAUUUAAGCAAUAUGUUUCGAAACCCCUCGGAUUUUUCGUCACGUUUUACGCUGUAUCGAUCACUGCUUUUGGUCUUGCUUGGGUUCUUUUCCUCAUCGGAUGGAUCAACGUCGGUGGCUCUCGCGAAGAUUAUCUCGUCAACAUCAUUGACAACGUCCUCGUCGCCCUCUUCGCCGUCAUGGGCGACGGCCUCGCCCCCUUCCGCUGCAUCGACACCUACCACAUGUGUUUCAUCGCCCACUACCACCACCUAACGUGGCGCCUACGUCGGGAGAAAUCCCUCCCCAAACUCGCCAACAACAGCGACCUCCCCGCCGUCCAACCCUCGGAGGUAACCGAUAUCGAGAAACAGGAAUUCUCUGUCCUGUCCCCUGAACAAGUCAAGAAGUUACAACAUCAUCAGAAGAAGUUCGCGAGGAGUCACAGUUUCUAUAAACCCCACGAGACAGCUACGCAUUAUGCAUUCCCGCUCCGCCUCCUCGUCGCCAUCGUCGUCCUCCUAGACUGCCACUCCCUCCUCCAAAUCGCCCUCGGGACAUGUACCUGGGCGAUAUCCUACCACGUGCGGCCCUUCGCACUCACGACCGUCAUCCUCUGCUGCAGCAUCACCGUCAACAUCACAGCGGGGAUCCUCAUCACGGUCGGGGAUCACAAGACGCGGAAGAAGGAUGUCAGGGAGAAGAUGAUUAGGCAGGAGAUGACGGCUGAGGGGAUCAAGAAGGUGGAGAAGAAACGGAGGCAUGACUUGAAGAAGGCCGGGCUGGUGAAGGAGGGGGAGAAGUGUGAGAGUGCCCUGGAUAUGGCGGGCGAGACGGAGGAGCAGAGGAGUGAGAGGCAGAGUCGGUUGGCGCUUAGGACGGUGGAUCCCGGGGCGGAUGCGGCGGUGCCGAGGAAGUUGUAAGGUAGGUAUUUUUGACUGGGGGCUGGUCUGGCUUGAGUUGGCUUGGGCUGGCUCAAGUGUGGGGAGAGAACUUCUUUGUGUUGGAAAAUAUAUCUGGAUAAUGGGUUGCAGACAGCAGACAGCAGACGGCAGACGGCAAAAGGCAGAAUGUAUGAUUGGCGAGGUUGUGGCUUGUAAGCUUUGGAAAGAUCUCCCUCCGUCGACUACAUAUCCCUUUCGACUCGAUUUUUCACACGCACAUAAUCACACAUCUCACUUUCCUUUCGUUUUGCUGGAUGGUGUUUCUAUAUGGGGACGGCCUAGGAUUCCGAGAUUCGUCGUUGAUGCUAGCAACCAGAUCGACAACAGGUCUUCCCUUCCAUCGAAAUUUGCUGCUUCUUGGCUGCUGCUUUUUUUUUCUUUUGAUGACAAAUCGGAAAUGGCAAAGAGAGGUGAAGGUGGAAAACAGUUUGGCCUCCCUUGACAUCCUUUGAAGUUCAAUACCACCACGAAGUAAGUAAUUGAAAUACGGGGGAAUUUGAUGACGGAGUGAGUACAUAUGUUAAAUUAUCGAUCGGUUGUGACACAUUGUCCCCAGGAACGAUACAGCUAGAUUUUCAUCUUGUGAUCUUCAUGAAACAAUGCUGACUUUCUAUGCACUUUCAUCAAGCCCACGAGGUCAAAUUGAUCCUAAGUUGGUGUGUAUCUGUAACCAGGAGUAGACCCGAUUCAUAGUCGUGCACUCUGAUAAAUCCCGAAGCCACGUUGGUUCAGUGCAAAAUCUAAAGGGAGAAACGAUGGCGAGCAGUCAUACCGGCCCUCGAGCUAGGAUGACUAAAAUCGGUCCUACCCGCAGAACUGUCUUGACUGCUAACCUGCUAGAAUAUUGACUUACUUCCAGACAAGCAUCCGAUCGUAGUCUCGGUAGUGGACGAUAAUGCGAAGCGAAGGUGGACGUCAUGAACUAAGCUCGCUAAGCAAUUUAUGAGUGUUGAUCUAAAGCGUGGAGGGAGGCGAG